UGCGAGGAGAGAUCACGUCCGAACUCUGCCGAGAGGCGCCGCCUGCGCCUCCGGAAAGAGCCGAUCCCAGCCGCGACCCCGGAAGUGGCGACCACAGCCAGUCGGUGGGUCUGUGUGGCCGGCGGAGGCCGAGGGGACAAUGGAGGAGAGCGGCAGCUAGAUCAGAUUUGCGUUUUCGGGACCAGAACUUUGACCCGUCCUUAGCGCCCGCCUUUGUUGUCAGAUUUUGGACGCUUUGGAGCUCAAGAUUGAGGCUUGUAGGGCUUCUGGAUGUUUUGGCUGAACAUUGGAAGAAUGUAACUAGGGUCUCCCGGACAUGACUGAUUCCACCUGCGGAGGAAAGGAGAAGGAUAUGUCCAAAUAACAUUGAUGACGCUGUGAGGAAAAUCCGCCAGACAUGCAGUCCUCAGGGCACCGCUUCCGCGACGUGGAGCACCAUCCUCUCCUAAACGAAAGCGAUGGCUACAGCCCCGCCCCUCCAGACGGCGACUUGGCGGACAGACUGUGGUUCAUCCGGGACGGCUGCGGCAUGGUGUGCGCCGUAAUCACAUGGAUGCUGGUCUUGUAUGCAGACUUUGUGGUGACUUUUGUAAUGCUGCUGCCAUCCAAAGACUUUUGGUUUUCCGUCAUUAACGGGACCCUUUUCAACUGCCUGGCAGUCAUGGCGCUGGCCUCCCACAUGAGGACCAUGCUAACCGAUCCGGGAGCGGUGCCCAAAGGGAAUGCCACUAAGGAGUACAUGGAGAGCCUACAGCUGAAACCGGGGGAGGUCAUCUACAAAUGUCCGAAGUGUUGCAGCAUCAAACCGGAGCGAGCGCACCACUGCAGUAUUUGUAAGCGAUGCAUCCGGAAGAUGGACCAUCACUGUCCUUGGGUGAAUAACUGCGUGGGUGAGAAGAACCAAAGGUUUUUCGUGCUCUUCACUAUGUACAUAGCACUGAUCUCUCUGCACGCCCUCAUUCUUUGUGGCUUCCAUCUCUUCACCUGUGUCCGGGGGCAGUGGACAGAUUGCAGCAGCUUCAGUCCACCUGUCACUGUCAUCCUCAUGAUCUUUCUCUGCCUCGAGGGCCUCCUCUUUCUCACCUUCACAGCCGUCAUGUUUGGGACACAGCUUCAUUCCAUAUGCAAUGAUGAAACGGAAAUCGAAAGGCUGAAAAGUGAGAAGCCCACGUGGGAGCGGAGACUGAGGUGGGACGGGAUGAGGUCCGUGUUCGGCGGGCAGCCAUCCUUACUCUGGAUCAACCCCUUCAUGGGUUUACAGAUGAGACGAUUCCUCAGAGCAAGAAAAGGCGGCACGGAAUUCUCCGUCUGAUCCGAUACAACCGGAACCCUCCGGAUCCCUCAUCAAUGCUGGAAUCGCCAACAUAUAAAAGGACCUUAUUUUACACGGCGAUACGACUCAGAAAAGAUACAAUCAUGGAAGAUGGGGAGAAGGGGGAAUUUCAGUUUUAUCCUUUUUAAAGAAAAAAUAUUAAUUCCAAAGUGGCAUCAUGUAUGGACGCAAAACGGCGUGCUUGAGGCUGGAAAUGGUGAAGGAUCGAUUGCUCUGAACUUUAAUUUAUUCCGAUACAGGGUUCUGAUUGCACCUAGCGUAAAAAUGUAUUUUUUAAGUUGAAAA
Rana temporaria (common frog) is the source of this 1618-nucleotide messenger RNA. It is a transcript of the gene ZDHHC7, whose product is annotated as zinc finger DHHC-type palmitoyltransferase 7. Gene Ontology annotation, cellular component: endoplasmic reticulum; Golgi apparatus. The record is from RefSeq and is a predicted model, not a curated record. The transcript has 9 exons. Gene Ontology annotation, molecular function: protein-cysteine S-palmitoyltransferase activity. Gene Ontology annotation, biological process: peptidyl-L-cysteine S-palmitoylation; protein targeting to membrane. NCBI's taxonomy places the organism in Eukaryota, Metazoa, Chordata, Amphibia, Anura, Ranidae. The coding region runs from base 398 to 1312 and encodes 304 amino acids.